AUGCACACCCAGUGUCGUCUUCGGGAGCUAGUCCAGCGGCUAGGCAAGGCGAUGCGGGCGGAAGCUGCCAUGAACUGGCUACCGCCUAUAAACAAUGAGGAGAUCGCCACGAGGCUUGAGAAGGCGCUACGGCAUGACCGCGAGUGUCGACGAGGGAGAGUCCGGGUGCUUCGGCUGAGAAGUUCCGAGGACUUGUUCUUUGUCUGA
Messenger RNA from Symbiodinium natans, 207 nucleotides. The record is from the annotation of a GenBank genome assembly. Lineage: Eukaryota; Dinophyceae; Suessiales; Symbiodiniaceae.